Mytilus californianus (California mussel) is the source of this 439-nucleotide messenger RNA. RefSeq lists its product as uncharacterized. The record is from RefSeq and is a predicted model, not a curated record. Bases 15 to 425 code for a protein of 136 amino acids. Lineage: Eukaryota; Metazoa; Mollusca; Bivalvia; Mytilida; Mytilidae. The transcript is spliced from 4 exons.
CAAGUCGGCAGUAUAUGAGUGUCUACUUCUAUACUUUAAAUAGGGAUUCUUGCUUUAUACUGAUGUCGCAAAACGGACAAACUAGUAGGAAAGAAGUCGAUAAAGUCCAUUCAGCAUACCAUGGUGAAUCUGUCAUUCCUGACAGAUCAGAUCAUGAUGCAACAUUUGAUCACAGUCCAGAAAUCAAAAAUGGAUUAAGACCAAGAAAAGAAGUUAAAGUAGCACCACAAGAUGUUGUUUGUAGUGAACGUCUGGACAGAAAAGAAGAGUUAACGGUUUUUCAUGGAAAUGUUCAUGAGAAAUCUGUAGCAAGCAUUACUGAAGACAACUUGUAUAUGAGACCAUGGCCUGUUGUUUUAGAGCCACCACCGCCGCCAGAUCCACCGAAUCCGAAUAAACAAGGAUGCAUAUUACUUUUUAAAUAAAAUUAGCAGUUUGA